AUGCAAUCCUAUCACUUUCGUGGUAACGAAGGAGAGCAGGUACCAGACAAUGUGCCAACAAUCAUUGUCGAUGAUCACGUUGAAGUCCUGCCUGAGUACUGUUGCAGGGAUCUUCGCCUGCGAGAAGUCCAGCUGAACGAAGGAUUGAAAGUAAUUCGAACAGGUUCAUUUUCUGGCUCGAAACUGGCGGGAGUGAGAAUUCCCAGCACGACCGAAACCAUUGAAGAACACGCCUUUAACGCUUGCAAACAGUUGACAGAGGUUGCUUUCGCAGAGCCAUCCUCGUUGGAAAGACUCAAGGAAGCAGUUUUUAUGAGUUGUCCCGGUUUGGAACGAAUCAAACUUCCUCCCAGCGUGAAAUGGAUCGAACGCCUCGUCUUUUGUUCUUGCGAUGCCUUGGUGCAGGUCGAUCUUUCCUUGUCGAACAUUCGCGAUAUUCCAAGCACUUCCUUUGCGUAUUCCCGAGCCCUCCAAGCAGUCCGGCUACCUACUUGCGUGGCCCGCAUUGCGUCUCAAGCGUUUGCCAACUGCAUCCAUUUGGUCACGGUGGAAAUGGCACCUACGUAUUCCGUACGAAUUGAACAAGAUUCCUUUUUGGGCUGUGCGUCACUGGCCAAUAUCUUAUUUCCACAAGGGGUGAUUGAGAAGGGGAUUCUCGGUGUGGUGUUUGCCGACAAAUGUACUACACUGCACAAAUGUUGUGGUCCAACAAUUGAUGAGCUUGUGCAGGAUCUGAUUCAUCGUUUUGAUGGGCAUCCGUUCCACCGCUUGUGCUACCACUCGUCCACCACUACCGUAGACGAGUUGCGGGACACUCCAUUGGAAAAUGAUGAUGAUGAUGAUGCACCAGCCGUAGACAAGUUUGGCAUGACUCCCUUUCAUAUUCUCUGUUCGUCUGUGGAUCCCCGUCAAGAUUUAUUUCUGGUUCUUCUCGACAAGUUCCCACACUAUAGUGUGCUGGGUCUAAAAGAUGCCAAUGGCAAACGAGCCAUGGAUUACUUGGUCGCCAACUGGACUUUGGAAACCAAAGUUUUGUUUCAAGAAGCCAUGCGACGCUGGACAAUAGAUUCCUUGGAGCACUGGGGUGCUCCUGCGGGGGUGAUGCAGGACAUGGAGCGCCGUGUGGAAGCCAUCUGUACGGCAACUCGCAAAGAUCGUCGGGUCAAUCUGUACAAGGAAGCAUGCUCUCAAAUCGAACGCUAUGCACGGAAUGAAAACAUGACAGUAUUGGAGCUGAGCUUGUGGAAGCAGAAAAUAGUGGAAACGGGUCAUGGUCGAGAAGAGUGCCGCUUUCUGUGCCACGCCGAUAUCGUGCUUUCCAACAUCGGUGCGUUCUUGGGACUAGUCAAGUCUUCUUCGUAG
This is a messenger RNA of Cylindrotheca closterium, 1362 nucleotides long. The record is from the annotation of a GenBank genome assembly. Lineage: Eukaryota; Bacillariophyta; Bacillariophyceae; Bacillariales; Bacillariaceae.